This is a messenger RNA of Talaromyces marneffei, 621 nucleotides long. RefSeq lists its product as uncharacterized. Gene Ontology annotation, biological process: protein secretion; regulation of exocytosis; protein localization to plasma membrane. The record is from RefSeq and is a predicted model, not a curated record. Gene Ontology annotation, cellular component: endosome; plasma membrane. The transcript has 3 exons. NCBI's taxonomy places the organism in Eukaryota, Fungi, Ascomycota, Eurotiomycetes, Eurotiales, Trichocomaceae. Gene Ontology annotation, molecular function: GTP binding; GTPase activity. Bases 1 to 621 code for a protein of 206 amino acids.
AUGGCGGGCACAAGGAACUAUGACUUUCUAAUCAAGCUGCUGCUCAUCGGAGAUUCUGGGGUGGGUAAAUCGUGCUGCCUUCUCCGUUUCAGUGAGGACUCGUUCACACCAUCCUUCAUCACCACGAUCGGUAUCGACUUCAAAAUCCGCACAAUCGAACUAGAUGGCAAGCGUGUGAAGCUACAAAUAUGGGAUACAGCCGGACAGGAGCGAUUCAGGACAAUCACCACCGCCUACUAUCGAGGCGCAAUGGGAAUUCUCCUGGUUUAUGAUGUCACAGACGAACGGUCUUUCAACAACAUUAGAACCUGGUUCUCCAACGUCGAGCAACACGCCAGCGAAGGAGUGCAUAAGAUCCUCAUCGGUAACAAAUGCGAUUGGGAAGAGAAGCGCGCGGUAUCGACCGAACAAGGACAGAAACUGGCCGACGAACUCGGCAUUCCUUUCCUGGAGGUCUCCGCCAAGAACAAUAUCAACGUCGAUAAAGCAUUUUACAGCCUCGCUUCGGAGAUCAAGAAAGUCAUGGACAGCACAAAGUCGGAGCAAGCAGGCGGCCAAGGCGUCAACAUAGACCAGAAUAAUGCCGGGUCAAACGGCAAUCUUGGUGGAAAGUGCUGUUAA